AUGAGCUUGCACGGACUCGGCGUGAUUGGCGCGCAAGUGGCCGUAUCGAUCAAGAGCAACGAUGAGAAACACACCUCGACGCCAAUGAUUCAGUCCCCCUCAGCCUCCGUGCAGUCAACACCGUCAUGCCACGAGUCCCGGAACCCGGACUUUGAUCCGCACGUUGACGCGAAGCCUUACUCUCCUUUCUACCGUCAUGGAUCACCCACCAUCUCCUACGAGCAACUCACCUUCGAGACUAAGACCGCCAGUCGUGAGCGCAGCGGAUUGAGGGAUAUCGAGAAUGCCGAUACGUACUUGGUGACACGAAAUGACAGUCCGCGACGGUCGAAACUAUGGGAGGGCGAGAAUCCGCGUCGGUCAUGUAUGCAAUCGUUGACUUCACGACAACGCAUGGCGUUGAAGGCAGUUGUGGCAGUGGUCACGGUGGGCACGAUGAUUGCUAUCGCUUUGGGCAUUACGGCGGCGGUGGGUGGAGCAAGCUGGAGGAACAGUACGAAGCAGGCAGCUUUGGGCGGAUAG
Messenger RNA from Penicillium brasilianum, 522 nucleotides. Lineage: Eukaryota; Fungi; Ascomycota; Eurotiomycetes; Eurotiales; Aspergillaceae. The record is from the annotation of a GenBank genome assembly.